AUGUCCUUCCCCUGGACGAUCAUGCGCGUGCACGGCGUCUCCAUGGCCCCCUUCUUCAACACCAACUCCUCCCCAGAACUACCCCCGGCGGCGCCGGACCUGAUCCUCGUCCAAACGGUACACAGUCUCGGCGAGGUGUCCCCUAUGUUCCGCGUGCCCAGGUUCAAACUCCAUCGCGGCCAGGUCGUCGUGUACUACACGCCUCAUGACCCCAACACGAUCGCUGUGAAGAGAGUCGUGGGUUUGCCGGGUGACAAGGUGACGCCUCUGCCCGGAUACAACGGCGGGGAUGACUGCCCUGUGAUUAUCCCGUACAACCACAUCUGGGUAGAAGGCGACGCGAACAACCGCGACAAGUCCAUCGACUCGAACCAUUUUGGCCCCAUCAGCCAGAACUUGGUCUGCGGCGUCGUGCUCGCCGUGUAUGUGCCCGGCCUGAACUGGCCCGUGUGGCUUGACCGGGACGAGAGUGAUACCCCCGCAAAAAAGGACGCGAGAGUGCAGGAGGAUGUUGUCGGCAGCGCGAGGCUCGAUCCCGACGAACAAGCGGUGCAGAGCGAAGAUCCGUUCAGGAGUGGCGGGGCUGCAUUGGAACUGGCCAUGAUUAGGCGGAACAGGGAGCUGAUGCCGGCCAAGUUACGCGCCAGGGGGAUGCUCGAGCGGUAUCAUUCUAUCCAUGCGUUGGCGAAGGCAGAAGUUGUAAAGGGGGAUGCGAGCACGAGGAGCGUGGCGGAGGGGUUGGUGGAGGAGUUGGAGAUCGCUUUCGAGAGCGUCGGGCUCAACAAGGAUGGCGGGCGGGUGGCGCCCGUGGUCAAGCCGCGGUGGCAGCAGGCCGGAGAGGAGGGCGAGAGCACUGCGGACAAGGAGAGGAGGCUUCAGGAUUAUCUCGCGCGGCAGCGCACUGUAUAG
Cladophialophora yegresii CBS 114405 is the source of this 909-nucleotide messenger RNA. RefSeq lists its product as uncharacterized. Lineage: Eukaryota; Fungi; Ascomycota; Eurotiomycetes; Chaetothyriales; Herpotrichiellaceae. Gene Ontology annotation, cellular component: mitochondrial inner membrane peptidase complex. The transcript has a single exon. Gene Ontology annotation, molecular function: serine-type endopeptidase activity. Bases 1 to 909 code for a protein of 302 amino acids. Gene Ontology annotation, biological process: mitochondrial respiratory chain complex assembly. The record is from RefSeq and is a predicted model, not a curated record.